Molecule: messenger RNA, 585 nt
Organism: Letharia lupina
Lineage: Eukaryota; Fungi; Ascomycota; Lecanoromycetes; Lecanorales; Parmeliaceae
Exons: 2
Coding region: 1-585 (194 amino acids)
Source: RefSeq, a predicted model, not a curated record
AUGGCCGCGACUAUCGAUAUGAAACCAAUCGUGAAUUAUGUGAAACAGAUUGAUCCCUUUGGAGUUGAAACACCCCCACAGGACAUUCACAUCGUCAGGUCUGGAAUUUUCAGGAUUCGAGUGGAUCCAGUAGUGGGUGGAUGUAUGCUGGUACCCGAACAGAGAUCCUCCGUUGCGGUGACGCCUCUCCAUGCUUCUCGCGACGCCGUGAUGGACGUGGCAGCAUUUACAGGGUUCGAGUUCGGGGACGUGAACUUUGUCCAUUUUGUGAAAUCUGAGGCCCAGCUUUGCUGGGACUUGGAGCCGCGGAAGAAAAGGACAAUGAGCUUGCUACUGUGGGAAAUGGCGAUGAAACCUGGUGCAAUUGGCAGAAAUCCUUAUUGUUCCUUUUCCGCAGGAUCUUUAUGUUGUACCGUGGUCAUCAAAACGGGCGGUAUCCUUCCAUUAGAUAUCGUCAUGUACUCCCCCUUUUCCACAUCUGGACAACUGCCUGCUGGCACCUUUGAAAAACUAUCACCAGAGCACUUCAGCAGACCACCCGUCGAGUUAUUAUUGCCGGGCAAGUACGAAGCGGCUGCAGAGUGA